Molecule: messenger RNA, 3302 nt
Organism: Mercurialis annua (annual mercury)
Lineage: Eukaryota; Viridiplantae; Streptophyta; Magnoliopsida; Malpighiales; Euphorbiaceae
Exons: 6
Coding region: 1142-2935 (597 amino acids)
Source: RefSeq, a predicted model, not a curated record
UGUAACUUUGUUAAGAAAAAUGUAAUCCAAAGCAACCCCAUUUGCAGGUUUGUCAGGAAUAUAUCUUUAAAAUAAAAAGGCAUUGUAUUUAAAAGAGGUUUACUCAUUACAGAUUCCUUUCCCCUAAAGAUCAUUAACUUAAAUGUAUCAUUAAAAGUCUAAUUUGACCCUUCAAUCUUAAUAGGUUUAUAAUGCUAAUGAGGAUUAACAAGUCAAUAUUGGCCUUUUGGGAUAUUAAAACUAUAAAAUAGGGGUCCAUGAAUAUUUUAACUUUAGAAAGAAGGCAUCCAAGGUUUUAGCUUCAUAUUCUGCUGACACAAAUUGCAUUAGAGACAACAACUAUUUGGGUUUUCUCUGCACGUGAGGUUGGUUUUGUAAACUGUAGUAGUCCACUAGCUAGAUUAUAUUAUAAUAAUGCACGUGUGCACACAUUUUUCUUAUACCUUGGAAAAGGGUUCAUGAACUCGCUUGUCAAGACUCAAGACAGACAGACAACUAAAUGUCUCUCUUCUUUUUUCUAGUAAUCUUAAUCAUGAUAACCCAUGAACAUUGUUUUGCAUUCUGAUAAAAUUGCAUUUUUCGCAUUUUGAUAAUUUCGCGUUUUUUGCAUUUUUUUCUCUUGUAUGGGAUGCUGGUCAUUCAACAAUAGGUUUGUGUGUGCCCUUUAAGAUAGAAUUUGAUAUAUGAAUUGACAAUUUCAUAGCUGGGAAAGGAAGCUAUACCAAUGAUAAAAAAAUUGAGUCAAUCCAAAUGGAAAGAGACACAAGAUUAUACUAAAAGACACUAAUUUAGACAAUGUCAGAUAGCAAGUAUGUUAUGUGAUUGUAUUUUAUAAGUGGAAGAGAGGUUGGAUUAUAGUUAUUUUUAACAUAAGAUAUAGCUAGUUGUAGUUAUUUUUAACUAUGUAAUUCUAUUAGCUAUGCCUCGGAUGCUCCUUACGCUUGCUUUAAAAUGGAGGGACACCUGUCUUUGUUUUUAAUACCAUCAUUACUCAACUGUUUUCAAUAAAAUAACUGUUAAAGAUGCGAUUAACGAGAUAAAGAAAGCAAAAUGCUUCUGAUUAGUAUUUUCUACUACUGAUCAGUAUUGUUGUCCAAGUGUAUUUGAAAUAUAAGAGUUAAGACUUCAGUGUUUAAUAUCAAUGGUGGAACUCCAGUCUUGUGCUUGUAUGGUCAAUGAUUCUGCAUUAUGUGCUAUAGAGCAAGAAAUGAAAGGAGACAGCACUGUGAUUAAUGCUAUUGCAAGUAUAUCAGCAGAGUUGCAGAAAGAAAGAGAAAAGAAUUCAGAGCUUAUGCAGAGAAUAUCUGCACUCGAAGCUCAAACACAAGGAAUAGAUAAGAAUUCAUCUACGCCUAAUGGCCAAUGCAGUUGUAUCAGUUCAGCAGAAAGAAACCUCAAGAUUUUCAAAAGACAAAAAAUAGAAACAUGUCAAGAUGAAAUUGAAGAGAAAAAAGUUGACAGUGGUGAUUUAGCAUCGCAGGUAAAGAUUGACAUUCAGGGUAUUCCACAGAAAGAUGCAAAUGUAGUUACUUGGAUGAACUUGGACGAGACUCAUUUUUCAAAUCUUGACCAGUUGAAAAAUGACGACUUAGCUGUAGAAGAUUAUGAUGAUGAUUCAGAUGAUAGUUAUGAAGAAGAAGAUUUUGAUGAAUUUGACAAUCAGAUUAACCACAAAAAUAUCAUUAGAGAUGAGAAUACAUCAGCUGAUGAUCCUGUUUCUGAUAAAGAGGCUUGUCGGACAAGACCUGGAGGAAACAUAUUGUUAUCAAACCGAAAGGUGGCAUUCUGUCCAAAGGAAGUAAAAAGGAUAUUAGAAUCGGAAGUUCUUUUAGAGAAAAAUGCUCAGUCUCACACCAUGAGGAAAAUCAUAGUUUUUGCAUCUCUUGGUAUAAGACAUGGCUGUGAUGAUAUGUAUGAACUCGACUUCAAUCAUUUCACCAUUCAGAGGAAAGGGGAACCUUACGUAUCUGUAAAUGAUCCAGGGGAGCAUGUAGUCUAUGAGAAUCCAGGUGUCAGGAGUAAAAUAUUAUUUCCAAAUAGGCAGAACCCAACAUUAUGUCCUCUUCGGGUACUUGAAGAAGAGAAAGCUAUGCGUCCAUCUGAUCCUAACUGUCCAUCUUGUUUGUUUCUGUGCAUCAAGUACGGUGGAAGAACGAGAAAUCUUCCCCAAAAUGAAUAUGUAAGGCAGCGAAUGGGAAGAAACAAGCUAAAAUCUUUUGGACCGGUUAUGUGUCGAAUAGCAAGUCUGGUUCAUAUCCGCAGUGGAAGCUUCUUCUUUAAGUCAUUGGGUAUCACGCUUCUGUUCAUGGCUGGCUUUCCUGAUGACUUGGUUCAAAGGGAAACCAAAUACCGGAACUUGGACUUGCUGCAAAAAUAUUACAGGACAGAUGAAGAUGCUGAAAGGGAACAAUUAUUUGCGUCGCAUCCAACAACUUGUGAUAAUGCCGGUCCAGGUUCUGAGAAGUUAGCUGGGAAGACAGUUUCGACAAAAUCCAAGGCCAGAAAACAAGCAAAAUCCAUAAGCAAGGCUACUAAUUUGCCAGAAUCCGCAGUUCAUCAGAGUAUACCGUCACCUCCUACCCGGUUCGGACUUAUGGGCUAUACCUCGAUUCAAACUCAGCCAAUGGUACCGUUCCAGUCUAUACCAUCUCAAACUCCAUAUCAUAUGUUCGCACCACAACCAGCAAAUAGUUUCAUGCCUAUGGUAUAUUGGUCUGCACCUAAUGCAUUUCCUUAUGCCUCUACAUAUGGUUACCAAGCUUUUCCAUCUGCAGCCAACUAUCUUUCUAUACAGCCCCACCCUUACUACAGCCAUCCUUCUUGUAGUUCUUUAAUUCCCAAAAUGGCAGAAAGGAAUUUAAAGAAUGACGCUGUGCUGGCAGAUUCUGAUUGUGUCUCCGAUAGUAGUUCUAGCAGCAGCACUGACCCAAAAUAGGCAUCAGCAUGUUGCAAAUAUUAAGUAGCGUGGACACUAUAUUUAAUCACUUUUUCAUUUUAGUGUAGGAAACUUGUUUUUCGGACAAGAAACUUCAUUUUUAACAUAGUGAACUUAAAAUAACACUAUUUUACUGUGUCCGUGUCCAAGUGUCCUGUUUUACAUAUCUAUGUACUACAUAUUAGAGCUGUAGUCACACCCCUAUUGUUAGUGUAGAUUUUCUUCCCUGGAAAAUGAAUGAUCAUAGCAGAGGGGUGCAUUGUAAUGCCAUUUUAGGCCUCAGUCCUAUAAUGCCGGUAUCCUGUGCGUUGCACGGAAACGCUUACAUUUCAACAAUUUAUUUAAAUUUCCAAAAAUGCUUUUGAAA